Zychaea mexicana is the source of this 707-nucleotide messenger RNA. RefSeq lists its product as uncharacterized. Bases 100 to 597 code for a protein of 165 amino acids. Lineage: Eukaryota; Fungi; Mucoromycota; Mucoromycetes; Mucorales; Lichtheimiaceae. The record is from RefSeq and is a predicted model, not a curated record. The transcript is spliced from 5 exons.
CUCCGGUCUGUAACCCAAGCUAAUUCCCCCAGAUAACUCAUUAUAAGAAUUUUUUUUUUGCGACAUUACUUUUUAAAAAACCUGUUUUAAAAUAUUCAAAUGUCUGCUAUAUCCAAAUACAAAGGAAAAGUGUUUGACACUUUAGAAUCUUCAUUACCAAGACGCUCCAUUUUUGUGAACAAGCCUAUUGAGGAAUGGUCUUUCAAAAAUUAUGUAAAGCACCAUCCACGAGCUGACCCAGCUACUAUUUUGGCAAAUAUGAAAAAAGAUCUUGACUGGUUAGCAUUAUGUGACCUUCCCAUGGACGUCAAGCGUCAUGUAGGAACACUAAUUAAAGAAUCAACGAAAAUAUUCAUUGACGAUGUAAAGAAGUGGUUACAGUCAAACUCCAGCAGUUCUAGUACCAGUAUCACGUUAAGUGGUCCUGUUGAUAUAUUCACUGGAAACAGCCACAAUAUUAUUCAUAAAUAUAAAACAAGCUCAAAAAGAGUGGCAAGUAGUAGUAAGAAGAGUAACAAGAAAGCACGUUUCAAAGAAGAAAAACCAAAGGAUCGGUCUAUUAAUAAUGAUAAUAAUGAUGAUCGUGGAGCGCAGUGAUGAUGAUUCUCUAUUCAACGAUCAAGAGGAAGAGCGAGAAAACAUAAAUGAAACUGAAGAGCAUGGUGGAUCUGUGGUUGGCUCCAAAACGAAAGAUUUUUUUGAUAUUG